Messenger RNA from Vicia faba (fava bean), 1119 nucleotides. Lineage: Eukaryota; Viridiplantae; Streptophyta; Magnoliopsida; Fabales; Fabaceae. The record is from the annotation of a GenBank genome assembly.
AUGUACCUACCAAGUUCACAGCUUCCCCUUUCCCUCUUAUCUCCUCCCAUUUUCCCCUCCAAACUUGUUUGUUUUAGUGCUCACAAGCAUGCUUCUCAACCUCCUUUACCAAGGCUUUUCAAUCAAGGGUGCAAGCUGGUUGGAUGUGGUUCAGCUGUGCCAACUCUUGAGAUUACUAAUGAUGAUCUUGCAAAAAUAGUUGAUACUUCAGAUGAAUGGAUAAAUGCUCGCACCGGGAUUCGUAAGCGAAGAAUUCUUUCCGGUGGAGAAAACUUGACAUCUUUAUCAAUAGAGGCAGCAAGAAAAGCUCUUGAGAUGGCAAAGCUUGAUCCUAAUGAUGUUGACUUAAUCUUGGUGUGUUCAUCUACUUCAGAUGAUCUUUUUGGCACUGGUCCUCAGAUUUCAAAACAGCUUGGUUGCAAAACAAAUCCAGCAGCUUAUAACAUUACAGCUGCAUGUAGUGGAUUUAUCUUGGGUUUAAUAUCAGCUGCUGGUCACAUUAGAGGAUCUGGAUUUCAAAAUGUUCUAGUAAUAGGUACUGAUGCUGUUUCGCGAUAUGUCGAUUGGACUGACAGAAGUUCUUGUUUUCUUUUCGGUGAUGCUGCAGGUGCUGUUCUAGUACAGGCUUGCAAUUGCGAGGAAGAUGGUUUAUUUAGUUUUCAUUUGAAUAGUGAUGGUGACGGAUAUAGGCAUUUGAAUGCUGCAUGUAAAGAAGAAGGGGCUAAUAAUAAUAUUGCACAAGAGUUUCCUCCCAAGAAGUAUUCAUAUUCAAGCAUUAAUAUGAAUGGCAAAGAAGUGUUAAAAUUUGUUAUAAGAAAUGUGCCACAGUCAAUUGAAUCAGCACUUGAAAAAGCUGGUAUGUCUGCAUCCAGCAUCGAUUGGUUACUUCUCCAUCAAGCAAAUCAGAGAAUAAUGGAUGCAGUGGCAAACAAAUUAGAAAUUCCAUCAGAAAAAGUGAUAUCAAAUGUUGGAAAUUAUGGGAAUACAAGUGCAGCUUCAAUUCCUUUGGCUUUAGAUGAAUCAGUUAGAAAUGCAAAGAUUAAACAAGGACAAAUUAUUGCAGCUUCUGGCUUUGGUGCUGGUCUUACUUGGGCAACAGCUAUUUUUCAAUGGGGCUGA